AUGGACCCCCCAGCCAACCCUUGGAGAGGAUUUGAAGUGGAUGUGGACCUUGGUUUUGCCCUUUUCUUUUUCUUCCUCCUCUGCUUCUUUUUGCUCGUGACAAUUGUGCGCUGUGCUAACCUGGUGCUGGAUCCGUGUUUGUACUUGAUCCUCAGCUUAUAG
Messenger RNA from Cyprinodon tularosa, 162 nucleotides. Its product is annotated as cortexin domain containing 2-like. Lineage: Eukaryota; Metazoa; Chordata; Actinopteri; Cyprinodontiformes; Cyprinodontidae. The coding region runs from base 1 to 162 and encodes 53 amino acids. The transcript has 2 exons. The record is from RefSeq and is a predicted model, not a curated record.